Messenger RNA from Suillus bovinus, 1635 nucleotides. RefSeq lists its product as uncharacterized. The transcript is spliced from 6 exons. NCBI's taxonomy places the organism in Eukaryota, Fungi, Basidiomycota, Agaricomycetes, Boletales, Suillaceae. The record is from RefSeq and is a predicted model, not a curated record. Bases 156 to 1607 code for a protein of 483 amino acids.
AGAGUGACUUUGAUGUUUGUACCGAAUGUGGAUCUCUAGCGGAGUGUGACCAUGAUCGCGAAACUCUCCCUGCCGUUCCUUCCCGAGGAGGGGCCUAUUCGCUUCCUGGAGUGUGCAGACCUGAUUUGGCGCUAGAGAUUGAUGAUACCCUUGACAUGUGUUCUGUUAAGUCCAUUCUACCUCAUUCUGAGGUAUUCAACACAUACGGAUCGCUUCCAAACGCCGAGCUCAUUUCCAGGUACGGCUUCACCCUGCCGGAGAACGAAUACGAUAUCGUUAGCUUAGGUUACGGCUCCUUCUCCGCCUUCAUCAACAACCUCAUAGAUGUGGUACACUCUUCCGCCGACAGUGGUUACGAUGCCGACAUGCAGGGGCGUUUACAGAUCCGAGUCAGGUACGGGAACAAGCGAAUAGAUCUGGUGGAUAAACGGUCAUGUUUUAAUUCCAGAAACUUAAGUCUGCCUACGGACUUCCGUGCAUUGAGUGGUGAACGCGAGAUAGACGAUUUCACGAUCCGAUUCUUACGAAUAUAUUCGCAUUUUGCCAGACAUUGGACGACAGAACCCACAUGGGACGAAAUGGGUGACAAUGGAGUAGUCUAUAAUUCUCCGUCGGCCUUGUCACCACGGUCCCUACGAGAUGAUCCAGAUCCUGCUCUUCCCGAAGCCUUUAACAUCAACAGCGAGGGAAAGCUGACUCAUACACUGUGGCUUUUCUGCCCUACGCAUCAUUCAUUUGUGGAAGGCGUGAAACGCUACCUCAUGGAUGUACAGAAUCAUAUUGACAAUGCCAGGGAAACGGGGGAUGAUGACGAAGAAGUCUCGGUCUCUCCAUGGUCGGACGCCCCCUCGGAUACUCGGGACGAUCCCUAUUUCCAUGUCCCUCAAAGCCUUGUGACGGCCGAAACCAAAACCGACAUUGACGGAAUAUCCACAGACGAAAACAAUGUUCUUGCCAGCGCAAAAGAUAGUGCCUGUUUCAUAUCUAGUCUCGAGCCAAUUAGUAGGUCUCUGGGCCUCGACCUGCCCAUUGAAAUUAGACCCGACGGAGACGCAUAUGUCCUUACCCAUGCUUACACCGCAAAAGUGCCUUCGGGACCUUCAAGCGCCUCACAAGCGGUGGUCUGGAGCGGCCUUCGAAGAAGAUCUUAUGCGGGUGAAGAGCGGCCCAACAAACGUAUACGGCAUUCUAGUCCCUAUGCCGUGGUUAGCCAGGAGGAUCUGCCCUUCGAUAUAUACGGCAGGCCAAGUACAGCCGCUCCGAGCGAAAUGAUUGUCAGCAGUGGAAAUUCAGCUGCUAGUGCAGGACACGGAGAAGCGAUAAACGCCCAUCGGGUAGCACAAACGCUUGCUCUUAUCGUGGUACACCUUUGCCAGCACAGGGUCGAUUGUGCGCAGGUAUCCGAUGUGAACGCUGGAAGUUUGACUGCAGCGGAACUCGGAGAGCUCCUAGAUGUAACACCGAUACAUAUGCAUCGGACCCGAGUGGCAAUGCUACUAGCGCUGAAUGAGAAGUCUAUUCUGGAGAGCUGCGCAUCCACUUGGGGUGCUGUUCUGAAGAUAUCGACAAGGAAUGACCACGCAAGCUCCAGCGGACCAUAUAGUUGACGAUAAGGAAGCUUCUGUGCGGGCAAGU